Saccoglossus kowalevskii is the source of this 2929-nucleotide messenger RNA. RefSeq names its product TBC1 domain family member 30-like. Gene Ontology annotation, cellular component: endoplasmic reticulum. The record is from RefSeq and is a predicted model, not a curated record. NCBI's taxonomy places the organism in Eukaryota, Metazoa, Hemichordata, Enteropneusta, Harrimaniidae.
GCGACGGUGGUGCUGUGUAGUCUUGGCUGCUGCUUCUAAUUCUCGUUGCUGUUCUACGCUUUAGCUAGGUGUUUUUCUUUGCUUUCCUUGAUUUUCACUUCCCAGUCUUGACAUGUGUGUAUGACAAAACGAAACAAUAUAAGACUUGGAAAUCACGGCGUUUCGUUGGCAUUUUACGAAGUUCCAGGAACAUUACUGUAUCCACGACCGGUGUUUCUUUGCUUUACCAACGUAAGGUUAUUCCGUUUCUUUGCUUCAAAACUACUACUAUUGAGGAAUUGACACAAGGAUGCGAUUCAGCAUUGAACCCUUACCAGGAAAGAAUGGCUAUCAGCAGUGGUAUGACGCACUCAAAGCCGUAGUACGUCUACCGAGAGGUAUACCCCACGAAUUCAGAAGACAAAUAUGGCUGUGUCUGGCAGACAAUCAUAUCAGAAGUAUCAAAGUGGACUGGGAGAAGACUGUCAAACUAGCAUUCAAUGAACGAAGUAAUCCGGAUGACGACAAGCUAGGAAUUCAAAUAGUAAAGGAUCUACAUCGUACUGGUUGUAGUGGGUUUUGUGGUCAGGAAGCUGAGGAAGACAGAGUGGUAUUGAAAAGGGUUUUAUUAGCAUAUGCUCGUUGGAAUAAAGCUGUUGGGUAUUGUCAAGGAUUUAACGUACUCGCUGCACUUAUACUAGAAGUUAUGCAACGUAAAGAAGAUGACGCACUAAAAAUGAUGAUUUACUUGAUAGACCAUGUACUUCCUGAAAGUUAUUUUGCUAAUAAUUUGCGUGCUUUGUCUGUGGAUAUGGCAGUCUUCCGUCAACUUCUUCAAAUUAAAUUACCGCAACUCUCAAAACAUUUGGAUAAUUUACAGAAAGCAGCCAAUGAUGAUGCUAAUGGUCACUAUGAACCUCCACUCACCAAUGUAUUUACUAUGCAAUGGUUCCUGACUCUGUUUGCCACAUGUCUUCCAAAACCAAUUGUACUAAGAGUUUGGGACUGUGUAUUCCUGGAAGGUAGUGAAAUCUUACUGAGGACAGCACUUGCGAUCUGGGCCAAACUAGGAGAUCGUAUAGAAGGUUGCCAAUCAGCUGAUGAUUUCUAUACCUCAAUGGGAUUCUUAACACAUGAAAUGUUACAUAUAGGACUGGUUAGUGGAGAUGAACUCAUACAGACAAUUUACAAUAUGGCGCCUUUCCCGUUUCCUCAUCUUGAUGAAAUUCGUGAAAAGUUCAUGUACAGCAUUACUCCAUUUACACCAGUGGGUACACUGGAAAAAUCUGUGAAAAACAAAGAAAAGCCCAGACGAAGUGUUACUAGUGAUGAAGAAAUAGAUUUGGAUGAAGAUGAUUUGCAAGCCAUCAAUUGCUUUGGCGUGUUUAUGCCACCGUCACCACAGAGGAAAUUAGAAAAUGGUGAGAUUGGAAGCAGUAAUGACAUCACAAACGUGAGUCCCGGUGCCUUCUCAUCCAGUAGUGAUAUGAGUUUCAGUCAAAAAAUUUCUUCAUCCAUGCUGGAAAGAAUGUCAUUAGAUAUUUACUCACUAAAAAGGCAGUAUUGGAGGAUUCAGGAGCGACAGCAACAAGCGCAUGUCAUAUAUGGAUCCGGAUCAUCUGUUAAACCAACAGACACCCAAGUUGAUGCGAGGCCAAAAAUGGUGAGAAAGAAUAUUACUCCACAUAUUGAAAAACCACCUGUGAUGAAUCACUUAUUUGUUGGCAAGAAAGGGCUUGGUGCUAGGAAUAAGAGAGUAACGAUUGGUCCCAGGAUAGCAUCACCAACUCAAAAUCACGCAAGUGCUGUAAACCAUCUUAGGAUAAGAGCACAUGUCAAUGCUCAUGUUGCCAAGACGAUUGCCACAUCUCCGCAAAGUUCAUCAUCAGACAACUCCCCGGCUGAAGAUAAGGAAUCACCUGUUGACAUAGCAACAAAUGAGAAAGUGACAAAUGGGAUGGAUGAAAAUGAAACCGGGAGUGAGGUUGCCAUGACAGAAAAUGUUGAAAGGAGUUCAUCAAGUGGUGAUGACCAGACUAAUUUGGAUCAAGAUUGUUCAUCAGAUGACUCUAAUGAACUGGACACUAGUGUAGAAAAUAACAGUGGAAUAGAAAAAGUAGAGAAUAACACAGAGGUGUCUGAGGAGACUACGGCUGCAGAACCAAAGUUAGCAGUGUUGAUUGAUCUUGAAGGCAUAAAUGAUGAUAUGAAAAAGAAAACUAGCCAAUCAAACAAGUUUCAUUUUGAUGUUACAAGCAUUGCUGCUAAACUAACUGAAGAGGCUACAAAAACCAACGGUAAACCCAAACAAAUAAACUCCCAAGAAGAUGCAAAGCCAAAUGACAGACCUCGACUGUUAGAUCUCUCAAGACAGACAAAUGGCAAAUCAGCGGCAAACGAACUGGACCAAAAACAACAACAUGUUCGAAAAGGUUCGCAUCAUAAUGGACGUAUUCAUCAUCAUACCUUAAGAACACAUCACAAACAUAACCAACAAUAUAGAACACCAAGGCAGGUACAUCAACAUCAUCCCCAUCAUCGUCAUUCACAAGAAUUCAAGGACAAGAAACCCAUGACGUUGUUGGAAAUGGCAACCCAGGCAACUACUGUUAGCGCUCACAGGAGUGGUAGCAUUGAUACAUCUUCAGAGUCACAACACCCUAAUGAGACUGCUGUACUGCCUGUUCAAACAGUGGAAGAAAGAAUUGCCACUUUCUCCCUUAAAGACAAGAAGAAAAGAACAAGGUCCAAAAGUACAGAACAAUUGAUAUCCCCAACAUCUCCUUCAGAGUCCAAUUCAAAAUCCAAAAGUUUUAAUCCUUUUCCUCAAAGACAAUUGAAAAGUGGCCUCUCUCAAGCAAAAUGUGGCAAUAAAUUUGGGCUGUACAAUGGAAAUAACCCUAAAGAUAGAUCGUUAAUUUCCCAAGCAGAUAGUUUACAAAUAAGCUAA